Molecule: messenger RNA, 4500 nt
Organism: Synchiropus splendidus (mandarinfish)
Lineage: Eukaryota; Metazoa; Chordata; Actinopteri; Syngnathiformes; Callionymidae
Gene: rce1a
Product: Ras converting CAAX endopeptidase 1a
Exons: 10
Coding region: 464-1423 (319 amino acids)
Biological process (GO): CAAX-box protein processing
Cellular component (GO): endoplasmic reticulum membrane
Molecular function (GO): metalloendopeptidase activity
Source: RefSeq, a predicted model, not a curated record
GAGUGUGAGACACGUUCACACCCCCCGGAUGUUACCAGGAGACACCACGAGGCCACGCCCACCCACCCCCUCCCCGCCCGCUCCCCUUCAAGUGCUCCGUCACCAUCGAUUCUCACCGAGAGAUUUAUUGAAGCGAAUGAUGCUUCAAAGUCUAUUUACGGAUAUAACGUUACAGUCAGGGGUAAAUUGGAAUCUCCAAAAAAAUCCAUUGAAUGUUAGUUUUGUCCAAUGAAAUGAGAAAUCUGCGUAAUGUGUGGAAGGGUGGCUGGGCGCACCCUUAGAGAUAGGGUGAGGAGUUCGGUCAUCCGGGAGGAGCUCGGGGUGGAGCCGCUGCUCCUCCACAUCGAGAGGAACCAGCUGAGGUGGCUCGGGCAUCUGAUCCGGAUGCAGAAGAAGUGAAGAUGGUCCAGCAGCUGCCGUGGGGCUGCCCUCGUCUCUGGUUCUGUCCCGGGAGCGGGUCGUCAUGGCAGAAGAGGCUAAAUUAUCGCCUCUGACAGGAGAGAUGGAAGGCGGUGAUGGCGCCCUGGCUCCUUUGAGUUUGUGCGGAGUGUCGGUGCUGUCGUGUCUGCUGCUCGCCUGCUCCUAUGUCGGCAGUCUGUACGUGUGGCGCAGUGAUCUGCCCAGGGAUCACCCUGCUGUCAUCAAGAGACGCUUCACCAGCGUGCUGAUAGUGUCUGGGCUGGCUCCGCUCUUUGUGUGGGCAUGGAGAGAAUUCACUGGAGUCAAGACCACCCCAUCUCUAUUGGCUUUGAUGGGAAUCCGCUUUGAAGGCUUGAUUCCGGCCGUCAUACUUCCUCUGCUGCUGACGAUGGUCCUUUUCCUGGGGCCACUAAUGCAGUUGGCUUUCGACUGUCCCUGGAGCUUCAUGGACGGGAUCCGCGUAGCUUUUGAUCCCUGCUUCUGGAUGUUAUGUUUCAGUGACAUGCGCUGGUUGAGAAACCAGGUGGUGGCACCACUAACAGAAGAGCUGGUGUUCCGGGCUUGCAUGCUGCCAAUGUUGGUGCCAUGUGCCGGUCCAGCUACCGCCAUCUUCACCUGCCCGCUCUUCUUUGGAGUUGCUCACUUCCAUCAUAUGAUUGAGUUGCUGCGCUUCAGACAGGGGACGCUGUCAGGGAUUUUCCUUUCUGCAGUGUUCCAGUUCUCUUACACCGCUGUGUUUGGGGCAUACACAGCAUUCAUCUUCAUCAGAACUGGUCACCUGAUGGGUCCAGUGCUGUGUCACUCCUUCUGCAACUACAUGGGUUUCCCCGCCAUCAGCACCGCCAUGGAGCACCCACAUCGCCACAUAGUCCUCUCCUCUUACCUGAUGGGUGUCGUCCUUUUCUUCCUCCUCCUCUUCCCAUUCACCGACCCCUCCUUCUACGGCCUGCCUACACCAGUGUGCUCCCUUGCCUCCACCACAAGCUCUCUAUGCCUGCCCUGACCUCAGUCAAGCCCACGCACUUCUCGUCUUGCAGAUGAAGGUGCUUUGUGCAGUUGCCAAUAUCAGGUCGGGACUUCCACGUCCUCUAGUGGUCACCGUAAGAAGUUCAGUCACAUGACACAAAUAAGCUGGUUCGGAGGAUUAUGUGAAAACAGCUGCUUAUCAUUGCUGGUUCGGUGUCGUCAUGACACCUCAAGCUGUACCUCGUUUUAAAGUGAACGUUCUAGGUUAUUAGAGUUGCGGUGGGUCUUGUGUUUGUUCCUGCUAAGGCAAGUUGUGGGUAGGGUUUGCACAUAGAGAAUUCCCAUCACACGACGAUGGUUGUUCGGAAAUCAUUUUCAUACCAAAGCAUUUUAUCUGCUGUUAGGUUUUUCAUUGCGCAGGUGUUUCUGCAACCUCUGAAAACGCCUGAGGCGCAUGAAGAAAACAAUGCAAACACUUCACUUUCAUUUUGGCCUGCAGCCUGUUUGAUGUCUUGCAGUGAAGGCCAUCGACAUUUUAGGUGUGUAGUAUAUGAUGUAAGGCUUUUAGACGUUAGCAGACACUAUAAACUGGAGCACCACGCUCAUGUUUUCCAACUUAGCUGCUGAGUGGGAGGUGGAACUUUUAGUUUGCUGUCUUGACGCACACAGUUGAUGCUUCAAGAGUAAGACUUGACAGACAGACAUCAUGUUCAGAUGGCACCACAUCAUGAAGGAAGCCAUUCUUAAACAUUGGAAACAACAGCAAUGUAGUUAAUAGCCUCCCACAGUUUAUUUCCUCUCACAUUUAUUGCCGUGUGACAUAACAUUAUGUGAAAUGAGCAAAUAUUUUUUUGUGACGUUCAGUUGAACAUGUUCAACUCAUUUAGUAUAUCUUUGUGUUGCACGCGUGCUUCAGUUGUAGUUGGAUUUUCUACUUGAUCACAGACUAAUGACUAGAUGCCGAUCAUUGAUGUACAAGACCAUUAGAUAUAUUUUUGUGCUUUUUAAUAGAGAGACCAGAGCGAUAGUAAUAAAUUACAUUCAUACUGUGAAGAAGCCACAUGCUACCCGUUACUUCAGCAAUAAUCACAAUAAACCGACCGUUUGUGUACAUAAUUUAUCUGGGUCAAGGUACUCGUUUUGAAGGCCUGUCCUGUGUAGUUACAUGACAAUGUUGCCAGAGGGCGCUAGAGUUUCAUCUUACGCCGCAGCCGUCUCCUCAAAGUUGCGAAGUGGACUUUAAGAAGGGUAAAAGUCACGUGGUGAAGUGCGCAAGGCUGACAAGCAGAAGAUGCUCCAGUUAAGUCCUUUCUGUAGUCGGAGUGUUGAGUAACAUAUAUAGUUUCCAUUCUAUUGAUUAUGUGUACUUUUCCAGCAGGUGUUUGUUUUACCUAUCCAUGGCAGCACUGUAGUGUCAUGACUCAUCAUGGCUUGCUACUGUCUCAGAAAACGGCUUCCAAUGUGGCAUCUUCUCCUCACAUGGCACACAUUCUUCACUCCUGUUUACUUCAGUUGAGUUUGGCCCAGUCAGUCAUCUCCGUACCACUGGUGUCAGACUCCUCACACGUUUGGCCACCCUGUUCUUUCUGCGUAUCCACGGCCUUAGCACCGCUUAACACAUUGAGUGUCGGUCCAGCCAUGACAUGACAUGACAUGACAUGACAUGUCCUUGUCUUUGUAUCUACAUUGUACACUGUCUCACCACCCCUGUGCGUGGAUUUUGAUCAGAUGAAGCACUGAAGCAAAAAAUGCCUCUGCUGCUGUGUAACCACUUCUAAUUUAGCAAAAGCGCUCCCCUUAUUUAUACUUGAGGCUUUUUCGUGAAGUUUGCUGCUUCAGCUUCUUUAUAGCCUCAUUUUACCAUUUGUGCUGCAUAAUUUUGUGGCCUUAAAUAACAAAUAUCAAAAUAUAAAGCAUUAAAUUCUUAUCCAUUUCAAUGAUCCAGUCUGAAAAGAGUCUCCAUUUGGCUGUCUGAGUCUCCCUAGAGACCAUGAGACAGUAGACAAGUGUAAUGAAGAUUUCGUCACACAGCUGUGAUGCCUCUUCAGCUGCUCUCACUGCUCUUGCCACAUACCACUGUCACUAAACUGGCUUCACCAGUGACUUCCGCUCUGACCUCCACUGCUCAGUGUCAGCACUCGAUCAGUGUUUACGACAUUGCAGUUUUUCACAAGGUGCAUGUCCUUAAGUCUGCAGACAAAACCAAACCAUUGAAGUCUGGAAAUGUAAGCGCAGUAAGUCAUCCUCAUCCUCAACCUCACCAGUCAGUCUUGGACAUCACAGCCGUGGGCGCUUCCUGUUUGAACACUUGAUGUGAUUUCCGAAUUCUUGGCAGUGGAUGAAUGCACCAGGCUGAAGCUCAGUAAGGUCAGCAGCUCCUCCAAUAUUAAAUUCCUUUCCCAUCCAUCCAGAAAGUGUAUGUUUGGACUGAUCAAUUCUAAGCGAAGGUUCCCCAGCCGUUGGCUCCCUUGGUUGUUUAGUGUACUUUAACCAUGACUCAUUGUUUAACGCGCUUGCUGUUUCAGUUCAGCCAAACAUUUCCUUCCUCUCGCCACGCCAGCCUUUAAAUCACACCUUAUUGUGUUAGUAUUUGCUGCUGGUUUGAUGAGAUUUUUCUAGUCUGAGAAGAGACUCGGCGUGUGAUCGGCCUGGUCCAGAUGUUGUUUUUCUCGGAGGUCCCAACACGGUUUCUUCAGGCUUUUGGUUUCAUUUCUGGAUCAAGUAAACAAUCAGGAAAAGAGCCUGAUGUUAUAAGAAGAAGCAAAAACACUGCAGCCGAACAUGCUCUGCCAACAAUCACAUGUCAGAAUCUUCUGUUGAGAUCUGGAGUCUGUGCAUCUGUAACAAUACGCACAGCCCACAGAGACGUCUAUUUUUGCUGCAGAGCCGUGAUCCAGAGGUGGGAAGGUUUCACAAGUCGACUCUGGAGCGCCGCUUGAUGUUGAUAUACGCCACUAUUUUAUACGCAGAGCUAUUUUGAAGUGAAAUGUGCAUGUAUUUUAUGCCGACUGGCACAGAGUGGCGUGUUUUAGUACGACAAUCUUUUACACAAAAUUUGAAAUCUGUCAUUUGUAAGUAAAUUAAAUAAACGUCUGUUUUUCAGAAGCUGUCAAA